Molecule: messenger RNA, 3162 nt
Organism: Mobula hypostoma (lesser devil ray)
Lineage: Eukaryota; Metazoa; Chordata; Chondrichthyes; Myliobatiformes; Myliobatidae
Gene: abcb8
Product: ATP-binding cassette, sub-family B (MDR/TAP), member 8
Exons: 16
Coding region: 726-2672 (648 amino acids)
Biological process (GO): oligopeptide export from mitochondrion
Cellular component (GO): mitochondrial inner membrane
Molecular function (GO): ATP binding; ATP hydrolysis activity; ABC-type oligopeptide transporter activity
Source: RefSeq, a predicted model, not a curated record
CAAUAAUAAUCUGAUCUCCAAAUAGAUCGCUGUGUGACAAAUUAUGUGAUCGUCUGCCGUCAAGUAGAUUGACAGAAUCAUCAGCGAGAGGACCAGGGAAUCUGAACAGUCCAAAACAAAUGAAGCUGGAGGACAGAAGUCCAAUUUCCAUAUCUUGGAGGAUGUCCUGACAAAGAUCAUGGCUUUCUGGCUCUUUAUCUCUUGAACGUCUUGUUUCACAUAUAAUUCUAAUAUGUUGACCCGGAACUGUCUUUUCACACUUCCACGAGGAAGGAGGUACAGAGACUCCUAAAGUCUCACACCACCAGGUUCAAGAACAGCUGACACAAGGAAUUCUGCAGGUGCUGAAAACCUUGAGCAACACACAUAAAAUCAGAUUGUUCGGAUCAGAUUCCUCCUUCAGCACUCUACCUCUUCCAUCUCCUAGCUUCCUUCCCCUCUCAUCUGAACUCACCAAUUUCUUGCUAGCUUGUGCUCUCCCCUCCCCUGACUUUUUUAAAAUUCUGGUUUACGUUCCCUUCCAUUCCAAUCCUGAUGAAGGGUCUCAACCAAAAUGCCAACUCUUCAGUUCCCUCCAGAGAUACUGCCUCCAGCAUUUCUAGAACCAGAAUCGGGUUUAUGUUCACUGACAUAGGCUCUCUCUGAGCAGGAGCCAGCAGUUCUGGAGAUACCCUCGAAGUGGGAAAAGCUUAGAGACCAGCUUGUUUCUUCGGGUGUUGAACCUGAUGCAAAAUGGUGUCAGGCUGCAGGCAGGCAACUACAUGCGGAGCUCACUGAGGAUUCGGAGUGCCUUCCUGCUGGUGGGCACACCUGGCCUAAUAACUCUUGGACUAAGACUGAAUGGAACUGUAGCUUACUGUGAAGAAGAUAAUGGCUGUCAUGUUAAAGACCCUGUGCCACCAGGUCCUGAGUUCAACUGGAGAGAAUUUUGGAGGUUCCUUCGCCCAGAACUUUCCUCUCUGAUUUGGGCUGUUAUUUUUGCCUGUGGAGCAGCGUACCUGAAUUCUCAGAUCCCGCUUUUGUUAGGGGAUCUGAUGAAUGCUAUUGUCCAAUGCCUGCGGACCAAUCCUGCCUGCUACUUCAGGAGCAUGAAAGUGCCAAGCACAAAGUUGCUAGGGGUCUACGUUAUACAGGGAAUCCUGAGCUGCUUUUAUAUCACUCUGUUGUCCAGAGUUGGUGAACGAGUUGCUGCUGCGAUGAGGAAGGAGUUAUUUGCAACUCUGAUCAGGCAGGAUGUGGCCUUUUAUGAUGCUACCCGGACAGGACAUCUGGUGAGUCGCCUAACCAGUGAUAUCCAGGAGUUCAAAUCCUCCUUCAAAUUGGUGAUUUCUCAGGGUCUGAAGAGUAUUGCACAAACAAUUGGCUGCCUGGUAUCUCUGUACUUCGUUUCACCAACACUGACUGAACUCAUGUGUGUGGUGAUGCCAGUCCUGGUUGGAACUGGUGCAUACAUGGGCUCCUACCUUCGGAAACUCUCCCGUAAAGCUCAGGAGCAGGUUGCCAAAGCAACAUGUGUGGCAGAUGAGGCACUAGGAAACGUACGGACAGUGAAGGCAUUUGCGAUGGAAGACCUGGAAACUGAGCUUUACUCAAAAGAAGUGGAUAAAUCCAGGGAUAUCAACCAGUAUCUAGGAUUUGGAAUUGGCAUCUUCCAGGGAUUAUCUAACUUUACACUGAAUUGUGUGGUUCUGGGGAUGAUCUGUGUCAGUGGAUCAUUGAUGGCAAAGGAACAGCUACACGCUGGAGACAUGAUGUCAUUUCUGGUGGCAACUCAGACUGUGCAGAGGUCCUUGGGACAAAUUUCUAUCGCUUUUGGACAGAUCAUCCGUGGAAUGACUUCUGGAAGCCGAGUGUUUGAGUUCCUGAUGUUAGAACCAACGAUCCCGAUAAAAGGUGGGCACCGGAUCCCAUCGGAUGCUCUGGUUGGGCACGUCCAGUUCCAUGACGUUACAUUCAGAUAUCCCACUAGACCUGGCCACUUGGUGCUGAACGGGCUCAACCUGACCCUACCUGCGUCUAAGGUGGUGGCCAUCGUUGGACAGUCGGGAAUAGGGAAGUCAACAGUAACAUCUCUGCUGGAGCGAUUCUAUGAACCAUCCAGUGGAGUGAUCACCUUGGAUGGACAUGACCUCAGGACCCUGGAUCCACACUGGCUGCGUAGUCACGUUAUUGGAUACAUUAGCCAGGAGCCUGUACUGUUCAGUAGCAGCAUCAUGGAGAACAUCCGAUUUGGUAACCCAAAUGCCACAGACGAGGAAGUGUACAUCGCAGCUCAGCAAGCAAAUGCAGAUGGAUUUAUCCGAAGUUUCCCUGAUGGAUACAUGACUGUUGUGGGUGAGCGGGGAGUGACUCUCUCUGGGGGUCAGAAGCAGAGGAUUGCUAUUGCUCGAGCCCUGAUUAAAAAUCCCAGCAUCCUGAUCCUUGAUGAAGCCACAAGUGCGCUUGAUGCAGAAUCGGAGCGAGUAGUGCAGGAGGCACUAGACAACAUCCAGAAAGGCCGGACAGUACUAGUCAUUGCGCAUAGGCUGAGUACAAUCAAAGGGGCCGAUGUAAUCUGUGUGUUGGCAAAUGGACAUGUGAGGGAGGUGGGGACACAUGCAGAACUGCUGCAGAAAGGAGGGCUUUAUGCAGAACUGGUCCGCAGACAAACCAAUGACGAACCUGUUAUGUGAGGAGCAGAGAGCUCAAGGAAUGGAUUCCUGGCAGUCGUUCACACUGAACUGUCCAUUCAAACUUAAUGGGGAAGGAAGCUCUAGGUCCAAUCACAUUGCCUCACUCACUGGUAUUUCUGACAAUAUGGACACUGAGAUUCCAAUAGGGAGCAAGGAGGGAAUCCCUCACUGUCCUCCACAGAUGUAAAAAUCCUUCACACCACAGUCCAUCCCAGGCUUUGCCUGUACCUGGAGUACAGGUGGGGAUAUGUCACUAUAACUCAGGUAUAGUACUGAUCAGUACAGGUCUGUCAGUGUCUAAUACUGGCAUACUACACUGUUGGAAGCAGAUGUAUCACUGAUUGUGUAAGUCUUGGGGAUAAAUGGCCCUCUAUGCUGUUAGAAACUUUUAACAUCAUGUAUCUGUAUACUGUUGAUUAUAAGGCUUAUUUUAUGUUUCACUUUAUUUCUAAAUUAUACUUUCCCCAGUUGAGCUGUGUUUGCAUUUAUA